Aspergillus candidus is the source of this 4407-nucleotide messenger RNA. RefSeq lists its product as uncharacterized. The record is from RefSeq and is a predicted model, not a curated record. The coding region runs from base 1 to 4407 and encodes 1468 amino acids. The transcript is spliced from 10 exons. Lineage: Eukaryota; Fungi; Ascomycota; Eurotiomycetes; Eurotiales; Aspergillaceae.
AUGAUUUAUUCCCAGGGCUUCAAUUUCAAUUCCUACGUCGAGAAAGGCGUCGACCCUCGCACCGGCCAGUACAACUGCACCAUUUCUCUCUAUGAAGUGCCGGCCGGGGUUCGCAACUGCCCCCCAUUGAACCUUUCCCUCCACUAUAAUCCCCUGGGAGGUGACGAUGUCGGCCUCGGACGGGGCUGGUCCUUCGGCGGUCUCUCAUCCUAUGACCAGCCGUCCAGGACCCUUGUUCUGUCCACCGGUGAGAAUUAUAAAGUUCGAGAAAGCAUCAGCUCUGUCGUGGUGACGGACCAGAAGCUCAAGAGUUUCAUAUUCCAGAAGACGAGCACCACAAGCUACCGCGUCACCCUCAAGUCAGGCCAGGUGGAAUUACUCUCUAGCUUCAACAAUCGGGCCUCUGAUUUGGUCGAGAUCGUCUACAAUGACAGCGCGCAGAUCGUCACUGUUACAAAAGCGCCGGGGACCGCCGAGGCUGCGACCUUUGCGUUGGUGAAGCGAAAUAACCAACUGGCGGAGCUGCGCCUGCCGCUUGAGGACUCGCCGGCCUGGAAGUUCACCCCGACAGGGGCAACGGAGACCAUUUCCUACAGGGUCGCGGGUUUCCGACUACCCAGCGGUGCGCCAAUCAGUACCAUCCCCUACCCGGCUAUCCAAACGACCUACAGCUACUCGGACCACAACUUCCUCGGCUACGGCGGAGGCAGGAACUGGACCAGCGAUGGUGAUAACCUCUACCUCACUCCGGCCGACUAUGAGUAUUCCUCCACUGUGCAGGUGUUUCAUCUGCAGCUCAGUACGCAGCAGCAGAAGGGCGUCAAUCAGCUCACACAGGCCACCACGUACUAUGCGCGCAGCAAUACCCCCUUUGAGAACCAGCCGGCCCAAUAUCAGUUUCCUCAGACCCAAGAUACCACCUAUCGGGACACUUCCACCGGAGCUUCGCGAACCAGCGAAACACCCCCGAGUGGUGUCACGACCACCCGCGAAUACUAUGCUGCUGCCGGCGAGGUGGCCUCUGGCCAGCGCUAUGUCAAGCUGGAGACCGUUAUACCUGCUGCCAGUGCCUAUUCGACGCCCACCCGCGCCCAUAGCUACACAUACGUCGAGCUCCCUACGGCAACCGCGGCCCUAACCGACUAUUUCGAUAGCCAAACCCUUGCUACCACGGAAUACACCUACCAGCAGGACUCGCGCUUGUUCAACCAACAUCCGACAAUAGAUAUAUUUAGGUACCAUCGCGCGAGCUCGACGGAAUUAACCGAGACCAUUACAACAACUAGCUUCGACGGCCAGACCACGCAGGAAGAAACCACCACCUCCCUUAUGUCCGGAUUGACCCUCGCAACCAAGAACCGCGCCGGCACAGAGACCACUUAUCAGCACGAUGCGAUAGGUCGGGUGACCGAGACCGUCACCGCUUUUGGCACGGCCUUCGAGGCCAAAAAGCAGCACGAAUAUGCUGUCCUAGAGAACGCCGUCGGGUGGCAAGUCACGGUGACCGACACCAAGGGGGUGCGGACUCGAUACUUCACGGAUGGCAUGGAUCGCGUAGUUCGGGUGGAAUCCCAGGACGACGAUGGCAUUUGGGACCAAUAUCAGACGUACACCGGUACAUUCCGCGUUGUUCAGGAGCGCCAGUAUAACGCCCUCGAUCAAUGCACCGAAGAGGUAAACAUCGACUGGCUCCGCGCCAGCGGAGCGCCCAAAGAGCUACGUACAACUCGCUCCCUCGAGUACGAUGACUGGGGCGAGGUCUAUAAAGUCACAAAGAACGGCGGAGCGGUGCAACUCUCCGUGACAGACCCUAUUGCCUUAACCCAGACCGUUGGGAAUGAGGGUGAAGGCCAGACUCGGAUCCAGCACAACAUGUUUCAAACUCCGACAUCUGAGGCUCUGGUGCGGCGCAACGGAACCGUCGAGGGACGCCGCUGCCAGGUUACGGAUGGCUUGGGCCGUACGACGCAGUAUAGCUACGAUAGCUUCGAUCGCGUGGUCAAGACAACAUGGCCCGACGGCCACGCUAUCAUUACCCAGUACGCUGCCGAGAGCACCACGGCUUUGCCUGUGGCUAUCAAUCUUCAGGGCUCCUCAGGCUUCAGUGUUCAGUCCUUCGAUGGAUUGGAGAGGCCGCUACACACCACUGUCGGCGGCCGCACCACGAGCAAUACAUAUCAGGGCGUCGCCCCCGUCCCUACCCAGAUCACCACUCCGAAAGGAGAGCGCUCCAAGCGCACGUAUGAGCCGGCAUUGGACUAUGCAUUGACAGGUAGGGUCACCAGAGAUGGUGCCGACUCGUACCAACACGACAAGCAAACCGGCGAUCUCUUGCGCCUGGAGGGUUCGCUCGCCGCGGCCAGCCUCACUUAUUACCCAUCCACUCUGCUGUCUGGGGAGACUAUACAGACCGCUGAUGGGACUCGUGCGUUGGAGUACGUGUACUCACAGGCAGGCAAGCUACAAGAGUACACCGAUGUCCACGAGAAACAGCACGCGAUGCAGUACGAUGAGUAUGGCCGGCUGCAGGAGAUUAGCGUCGGAGCGCUUGAAGCUAGAUUCAGUUAUGAUCAGGCAGACCGCGUUAUCACGACCGUGGCCGAGGAUAGCGAACAGGGUGUGGCCCUGACGACCAAUAUCGGGUACGACGAGUUCGGCCGCGAGAUUCAGCGAAAGGUUUGGAAGGGGGCGACGCUCUUAUUCCAGUCCACCCAAUCAUACGGGGCAACGGGGCUCGUCGACGCACGCGAUCGAAGCGAUGGCACCGGAACUCUGGUGCGACAGGAAACUUUUGAGUAUGACAAUUUAAGCCGAUUAGUGGACUACCAGUGCCAGGGUACACAGCCCCCGGUGGACGAGCAAGGCCGCGCCCUUCGCCGUCAGCGCUUCACGCUCAACGACUAUGAUGGGUUCACCCAGAUCCAGACCACGUUUGCGGAUGGCAGUGAGGACACCCAGGCCUACACGUACAGUGCUCAAGAUCCGACACAGCUUAUCAGCAUCUCUAACACCCACUCCCAUGAAGUGGCGGUUGUCAAUCUCGAGUAUGACGAGAACGGGUGUAUAACGCGCGACGAGCACGGGCGGACGCUGGUCUACAAUGCGUCGAAUUUGCUGUCCGCAGUUUAUGAUAGCCAGAACCAACUUCUCUGCGAGUAUGGGUACGAUGCAACAGACCGGCUUGUCCGUCAAUCAAUCCCAGAUGACCCGGACACCGAAUUUUCUUACCGGGGGGACUCGUUGAUCGCCGUAACCAAGGGGGACCACCAGACUAGCUUUGUUUCAAACGGUGGGAUAUACUGGGGGGAAGUCCAGCAGCAGGGGACUGAGGUGUUCACCCAACUGUGGGCGUCCGAUGCCAGCCACUCGGUUGGCACCUGGCUGGAUACGCGGGAUACAGAACGGGUUCACGACCAAGCGUACACGCCCUAUGGCGUCAGCGUCGACGGAGCAACUAUCGGCUUCAACGGACAAUGGCGAGACCCGAUCACCGGGUGGUACCACCUGGGGAACGGCUAUCGUGUGUACAACCCGAGUCUGAAGAUUUUCCUGCAGCCGGACGCCUGGACCCCCUUUACCUCGGGCGAACUCAACCCGUACGCCUACUGCCUGGCGGACCCAGUCAAUCGCACCGACCCGAGCGGCCACUGGAGCCUCCGAGGAUUCUUUCAGUUCCUGGCGAGCGUAACCGUUGCCAUUGGAAUUGCCGUCUUCACCGGAGGGGUUGGAUUUGUUGCCGGCGUAGCAAUUGGGGUCGCCGUGAAUGUAGGCGUCGGGGCUGCCUACGACCUGGCGACAGGGACAACUCCCACGCUGAAAAGCAUAGCCUCCGAUGCUUUCUAUGGAGCAGUUGGUGGAGCCACUGGCGGCGUUUUGGGCAAGGCCCUUAAACCAUUGCCUUCGGCGCUGGCAAGCGGAACGGCGAAGAUCAAGCAGGCAAUCGCUUUGGAGGUUACCACAAGCGCCAUUACCGCGCCCUGGACUCAGUUCUCUGAAGCCUUGGGAAAUCUCGUUACGUCUCGUGUGAACAGCAACAAGAAGGGCUCCCAGACGCAACAACCCCUGGCCACGACCGCCGGCUAUCUGGCGGGAUUGCCCAUAGAGAACCUUCGACGACAGCAGGCAAGCGCUUCUCCAAGCCAACCGAUUAUCUCGCAAGCUGCCGGCCAGUCUUCCAGUAAUGACGGGUCAUCUUCUGAUAUCGUGUCCGCCCGGAUCUCCUCCAGAGAGACGGUCACUGCCGAGGAUUUCAGGUCGGACUCUCUCGUGGGAUCUACCUUUGUUGGCUCACAAUUCACGCUUCAGCUAAGUCCCAACCACCGGGUAUUCUUUACCAUCGACACGCAGGCAGCACAUGUACCAGCCUGGGAUGUCACCGGGACUUCGCUGAGUGCGGCCACGCACUAG